AUGCGCGCGCUUCUGAUCGGCGCCCUUUUCUGUGCCCUAGUGCCCUAUUCUCAACCUCUAAAUGUCCUCAUCUACCAGCCGACAUUCGGCCAUUCACACGUCAAUUUUGUGGGGAAAGUAGCCGAUGUGCUCGUUGCUGCGGGUCAUCAUGUGGUGAUCGUUCAAACGCUUCUCGACCCGAAGCUUGGCCCCGGAACAAAGAAAGCUGAGGUGAUCCGCCUGGAGCUAACUGAAAAGGGCAAAGAAUUGGCUCAUGUCGUGGACGAAACCCAGAAAGUUCGAUGGAUCACGCCGACCUUCUACUUUUUGUCGAUGCGCCAGAUGAUGGUGAAGUUCCGGGCGCUUAAUAAGCAGACCUGCAUGGACGUUUAUGGCAACCAAACGUUCAUGGAUCAGCUUCGGGGCUACAAUUUCGACAUUGGCUUCACACAGCCGUUUGAUGCCUGUGCUCUAGGCCUUUUCCAUGCCCUCGGCAUCGACAAGUACAAUAUACUCCUCUCAACACCACUCAGCAACUCAUUUGCCUCGCUGGCUGGUGCACCCGUCGCAUUGAGCUAUGUUCCUGGAAUGUCCCUUGGCACCGAUGAAAAGAUGAAUUUCUUGGAACGGACGAAGAAUGCCGUAUUCUACCUGUUCGAGCAGUACGCGGUGAGGAACAUGAUGACGCAACUGGAUGACUACUUCAUCUCGCAGGAUCCCACGUAUCCAGGGGGCCUAGCCCAGUAUGCCGGCGCCUGUUUCCUGAUGCCGAAUUCAGAGCCAUUAUUUGAUUUUCCCAGGCCAACCAUACACAAAAUUGUCAACAUCGGCGGCAUCUCAGUUCCCCCAGCAUCCGCGAAAAAAUUAACGAAAGAAUGGGACGAGAUUCUAAACCGAAGGGAACACACAAUCCUCAUCUCCUUCGGGUCGCUCUCAAAGAGCAUCGACAUGCCCGAGGAAUUCAAAGUUGGACUAGUGGAGGCAUUGAAAAGCAUUCCCGAGACAACAUUCAUUUGGAAGUACGAGGACCCCAGCGACGAAACCGCGACAAUCGCUGAACGGCCAUUCACGCCCCAGGAGCUUCUACUUAAAUACACCGAAUUUGCCGCAAAAUACGGCCCAUUCCCACAACUCGAUCCACAUGGCAGACAUCUCUCGUUCGUCACGUAUCAUCUUCUUGACGUUCUCGGGCUCUUCCUUCUUUCCAUUUUUGUUGCCACAUUUUUGAUAGUCUAUUGCCUGCGGAAGCUGUUAUUUUCAAGAAAGCUCAAGAACGAA
This is a messenger RNA of Mesorhabditis spiculigera, 1257 nucleotides long. The record is from the annotation of a GenBank genome assembly. Lineage: Eukaryota; Metazoa; Nematoda; Chromadorea; Rhabditida; Rhabditidae.